UUCAGUUGUCCCGGGAAACCCGCCUCGUACGGGUACUCAUUGUUAGUUCAAAACACUUUUAUGUGGAAAGACAUCUGUAUGUUCGGAUACACGUCUCAGCCCUGGCGCGCUUACCUCAGUGAGACGAAUCAGAAGCUAGCCCCGACCGCAGGAGUUCAGAUAAAUAGUAAGUUAGUUAACUCGCUUAAGCAGUGUUGAGCCGCGGUGGAAGAUUAUAGUUCGGCGGUUAUUUCAGAUCCAACAUGACUCAGCAAGCUGCUGCUCUGCAGACCUACAACAAUGAACUGGUUAAGUGUAUCGAGGAGCUGUGCUCCAAGCGGGAGGAGUUGAACAGUCAGAUCAAGCAGGAGGAAGAGGAGAAGGUCCGGCUGCAGCACGACAUCCGCGUCCUCUCAGAGAAGCUGUGCAGAGUCAACGAGAGCCUGGCUCAAAGACUCGCCGCCCGCUCCACUUUUGACCGAACCAUCGCAGAGACAGAGGCUGCAUACACCAAGAUCUUGGAGAGUUCCCAGUCUCUACUGAGCGUCCUGAAGCAGGAGGCAGGAAACCUCAGUAAAGCCACAGAGCCCCGGAGGAAGGACCACUGAUGGCAAUGAACUCUCGUUCUGACCACAACAGCAACACUUGACUCUGCACUUUUAACAGUUUAUACUCCACUCCGGACCAAUUGUAAUAUGUUUGACUGAUUUAUUGUAAGUUACUGAAACUAAUAAAUGUUUCUUAUCACUCCCA
Anarrhichthys ocellatus (wolf-eel) is the source of this 732-nucleotide messenger RNA. RefSeq names its product Sjogren syndrome nuclear autoantigen 1 (gene ssna1). Gene Ontology annotation, cellular component: axon; centrosome; ciliary basal body. Bases 243 to 587 code for a protein of 114 amino acids. The transcript has 3 exons. NCBI's taxonomy places the organism in Eukaryota, Metazoa, Chordata, Actinopteri, Perciformes, Anarhichadidae. The record is from RefSeq and is a predicted model, not a curated record. Gene Ontology annotation, biological process: axon extension.